Molecule: messenger RNA, 2230 nt
Organism: Daldinia caldariorum
Lineage: Eukaryota; Fungi; Ascomycota; Sordariomycetes; Xylariales; Hypoxylaceae
Product: phosphatidylinositol-glycan biosynthesis class S protein
Exons: 2
Coding region: 122-1750 (542 amino acids)
Biological process (GO): attachment of GPI anchor to protein
Cellular component (GO): GPI-anchor transamidase complex
Source: RefSeq, a predicted model, not a curated record
UUAGGUACCUAUUUGGAACUUGGACAUUUUGCGACACGUUGGCACUUUUCAUCCGGUACCAACGACGUAGCGAAUUCCAAAGCCAUGCUUCCAAGAGGGCCCUGCUGAUAUAUAUUGAGCCAUGUCGUCGUCUAUUUCCGCAGCCCAUCACGGUAAUAUCCUGGCCGAAAGCAACCCGGCUGCAGCGAUUGAUAGCGACAGCUCGAAGACCAAUGACGAGAAGAGCCCGGUGUCAACACCAAAGCAGCCCCCGCCGGAAAAACCAGAAGAUAUUCGUAGGCGGUCCUACAUCGUCGCAUCCUUUUGGUUUAUUGUAUUAUUCCUAGGCUUGCCGAUAUGGUGGAAGACGACCACGAUAUACCGGGCAGAUCUGCCCCUGAGCCAGAUGAUGGACUGGGCCGACGGCAGGGCCUGUAGUCCGGUUUUUCCAAUUAAGAUCGCCAUCGACGCGCCGAACUUGCCAAAAGACGAGACCGAUAAUCUCGUGCGAAUCACGCAACAAGCGUUAGACACCGUCAAUGACUUCAAAGGACAUCAUCUACAGCUCGAAACAUCUCCAUCCGCCGGUAAACAUCUUAUCCACAACUCGGACAUUGCCCUCACGAUACGCCUUACUCCUGGCGACGCCGCUACUUCCUCCCUCCACUCGCAAGAACCCAUCCUCGAAGUCACCUACCCUCCAAACUCGAUACCAGCAUCGGAUGCUGCUUCUUCCGGAUUUGCGACGUAUUUGGCAACACAGCUUCGAUUAGCCUUCUCCGAAGAGCGAGGUGUUAUGUCAUAUCUCCUAGCGAAGUCUUCUAUGCCGUUUGAGCAACGACCGCUAGAAACCACUCAAGACUCGACGGAUUCUUUGGAGAAGCGAAUGACGAGGUCCCUGAAGUACUCCCGGACCUAUCAUCUCACGUUCUCGUUAUUUACGAGCGGACCGUCCCCGAGCAGCUGGGAUAUCGAAUCAGCUAUAGACGAAUACAUGAAACCAAUAUUGGACUUGCUCGGGCCUAUCCAUAACUUUACUAUCGACACCCAAGUUCAGCUGUACGCUACUCCCGGCGUACAAUCGCAAGUUCUGAGCAAGGAGGACCUAUCUUCUUUCAUCAACGCUGCCGAAUGGCCGCUGUCGCCGUCUAUAGGAGGCGCCCCGACAGUCAAUUUCGUGGUAUUUAUCGGCAAUCAAACUAUCGGUACGACCUCAGAGGUCGGCACAUCCCAGUCCUGGCUUAUACCGCAAUGGGGUUCCGUGUAUCUCUUGCCACCCCCGUCUACGAAUCAUGUGGCUUCGGAAAUGCUAAAGCAGCCUGUCUUGACAUUCGCCUCGCAUCUGCUCUCGCUACUCGGCACGCCGCAAUCAGGUUCCUUGCCCAUGCGACUGUCGACGCUUACCCGCAUCCGAUCCGCAGACGUGCUCCUGCGCGCCUCCUCUUCUCUAGGAUCGCUAGCUCGUCUCUCGCUGGCCCUUCCGAGCAUAUCUAUCCCGUCUAGCGUCGCUGACGGCGUGGCUAAGUCCAUGUAUCACUUACGAUUGGCAUGUUCCAACCUCGGCGGAACGGAGGGUCUUGAACACGCUCGCAUUGCCGACGUAGAGGCCGAGCGCGCGUUCUUCGAGAAGAGCAUGGUCGGACAGCUUUACUUCCCCGACGAGCAUAAGAUAGCUGUUUACCUGCCCCUGUUAGGCCCUGUAGGGGUGCCUCUGGUUAUUGGCCUGCUGAGCCAGAUCAAGGCCUGGAAGGCGGCGAGGGCGGGAAAGUGAAAGCGGCUUAACGAAGUAUCUUGGCUUAAAAUAAUUAUUGCGUAUUAAAAAACGUGGGCACUAACGUUCCGAGAUCGAAGUGUUAAAAGUAUCACGAACGUGUUGCUAUUUUGCUAGUGGAUAUAAGCGUUAUUGUCUUAGACAGGACUGAGCGCUAAGUAGAAGUAGGGCUCAUAACCGGUGGCUUCGCCUUUGGUUCUUCAGCAGUCGUACGAGCAUUGCCAGCGUUGACUCCUGAGGCGAAGAGGGAGAUGACAGCCUCUCGGCUAAACUGUGUUAAAGGGUAAACUCGAGACACUUGUAUGUGAGCCACGCAGAUCAUAGCUCAUAAAUAAUCAAUAGUUCCAAGAAGAAAUCGUGUACAUGUGGUUCCACGGCAUUUGUAUCUAUUCAGAGUAGUAUAUGAUAGUGAAAUUCGCCGAGAUGAAGCUCUAGGUAGGUUAGUAGUUCAAUUUAUGGUCUCGCAGGAGACGUAGACAA